ACAACCCGGUGAGCCAUGUAUGGAAAGGUUUAUCCAGGCCUGAUCUUGGGUGAACUUUGCUGGUCGGAGACCACAUCAUCGUGUCGCGAUUCUUACAAUCCAUGAGACGUUUUUGAUCCAGUUCACAGCGAAGCAAUAUGCUGCGGAGUCAUCCAGCUUGGCGCUGGCAGGCCUUCCGACAAGCGCGUGCUCCAACACUUCGCCCUUAUUCGGGCCUCCAUCAGCUUCAACCCCAUAGUCCACCACCAUGGAGACCUGUCUCGGCUUUGGAUGAGUGGGUCGAACGCGACAUCCGACCGAUAAGUUUACGACAAUUAACAUUUUUUGGGCGGACUUUGACAGAAUCUCGACUUAUUAGCUCGGCUAACUAUGUGCGAACGGAGCUUCCAACUAGGCUUGCACAUCGCCUACGAGAUAUUCAAAGGCUGCCAUAUGUUGUCGUAGCUAAUCCUCACCUGUCUCUCGUAUAUGAGCUCUACUAUAAAGCCUUUGAACGAUUUCGAACGAUUCCGGAGAUUAAAACACUCGAGGACAACGAUAAGUUUUGUGAUGUCCUACGCAAGACGCUGAAGGAACACCUUGUGGUGAUCCCAAGAUUAGCAAUGGGUGUGCUGGAGUGCCGUGCUCUGCUACCGGCAGACGUGCUGGAUCAAUUUAUGAAUACUUUGCUUCGCGCGAGAAUCUCCCGCCGAGUCAUAGCGGAACAACACCUGGCGUUAACGGAAACGUUCAACUCCCCGUGGCACUUUCCUGGCUCCCAGGAUCGCACGGAUGCUAAUGCGGACUACGUUGGCGAAGUCUUCCUGAAGUGCAACGCAAAGGAGGUUAUUGAGCGCUGUGGUAAACUUGCGCAAGAUAUGAUGCGCCAGGCAUCAGGAACCGAGAAAAUUCCCGAGAUUUCCGUGCAGGGGCACCUAGACGCCACUUUUCCCUACAUGCUAAGCCACCUGGAAUAUAUAAUUGGGGAGCUUCUACGAAACUCUAUCCAGGCUGUCAGUGAAAAGUAUAAUGGCUUGCCUGAGAAGCCACCACCUAUUGAAGUACUCGUAUGCGAAGCACCACAGCAUGUUAUCAUGCGAAUUUCUGACCAGGGAGGAGGCAUACCUCGCGAGGUUCUACCGUACCUGUGGUCAUUUAAUAAAGGCCCUCACAGUAAAGCACGGCUUCAAAAUUUGGAGCAGGUUCCGGCAAUGGCAGCCACGAUGCAAGAGCUGACAGUGCCGAAGGAAACGAAGCGCGCUGACAAGGAAACAUUCCGAGAGAGCUCGCUUGACACACUUACCUCACGGCCGCCAAACCUUCGCCUGGGCAUGGGGCUUCCUAUGAGCCGAGUUUAUGCGGAAUAUUGGGCAGGCAGCCUCGAAUUGCACAGCUUGGAAGGAUAUGGGGUGGAUGCAUUCCUGCAGAUAUCCAAGCUUGGCAACAAGAACGAGCAAGUCACCACGAGGGCAUCGAUUGAUGCUGUGUGA
Aspergillus nomiae NRRL 13137 is the source of this 1469-nucleotide messenger RNA. RefSeq names its product protein kinase PKP2. The transcript is spliced from 4 exons. The record is from RefSeq and is a predicted model, not a curated record. Gene Ontology annotation, cellular component: mitochondrion. Gene Ontology annotation, biological process: protein phosphorylation; regulation of glucose metabolic process. Lineage: Eukaryota; Fungi; Ascomycota; Eurotiomycetes; Eurotiales; Aspergillaceae. The coding region runs from base 138 to 1469 and encodes 443 amino acids. Gene Ontology annotation, molecular function: pyruvate dehydrogenase (acetyl-transferring) kinase activity.